AUGUUGGGAGAGUCAGUGGAGGACCUGAAGAAGACUUCAGUCAGCGCGUCUUCUGAACUUGAAGACGUGAGCUGUGAUUUCUGCACUGACACAAAGCUGAAAGCUGUCAAGUCCUGUCUGCAGUGUCUGGUCUCUUACUGUGAGCAGCACCUCCAGCCUCACUAUGAAUCCCCUGCCUUUGAAAAACACAAGCUGGUGGACCCCUCCCAGAAGCUUGAUGACCAUGUCUGCUCUCAUCACAGUGAAGUUAUAAAGAUCUUCUGCCGCACUGAUCAGCAGUGUAUCUGCUGUCUGUGCUCCAAGGAUGAACAUAAAGGCCAUGACACAGUCCCAGCUUCAACAGAAAGGAAAGAGAAACAGAGAGAGCUCGAGGUGAGUCAGCAAAACAUCCAGCAGAGAAUUAAAGAAAAGGAGAAAGACGUGAAGGUGCUUCAGCAGGAGGUGGAGGAAAUCAAUCAGUCUGCUGAUAAAGCUGUGAGAGACAAUGAGAAGGUCUUCAAUGAUCUUGUUUCACUCAUCAAAAAAAGAAGCUCCAAUUUGAAGCAGCAGAUCAGAUCUAAGCAGAAAAAUGAGUUGAACAGAGUCGGGGAGCUUCAGGAGAAGCUGCAGCAGGAGCUCGCUGAACUGAAGAGGAAAGGGACAGAGCUGGAACAGCUGUCAGGCACAGAAGAUCACAUCCACUUCCUACACAGUUACCCUCUUCUGUCGUCUCUAAGUGAAUCCACAAACUCGCCCAGUAUCAAUAUUCGCUCACCGUGUUACUUUGAUGAAGUAACAGCAGCUGUAUCAGAGGUCAGAAAGAAACUCGAGAAUACUAUUAAACUUGAGUGGACCAAGAUCUCACUUAAAGUGACCAGUGCUGAUUUUUUACUCCUACCGGAGCCAGAACCCAAGACCAGAGCUGACUUCUUGCAGUAUUCACGUCAAAUCACACUGGAUCUAAACACUGCACACCCACAGCUGAUAUUAUCUGAAGGCAACAGAAUAGCUAGAUUGACGAUAAAAAAACAGCUGUAUCCUGAUCAUCCAGACAGAUUCACUCAAAGACAGCAGGUUCUGAGCAGAGAGAGCCUGACUGGACGUUGCUACUGGGAGGUGGAGAUGGGACCAGCUAGUGCUACAGUUGCAGUCACAUACAAGGACAUUAGCAGAACAGGAGAUGAAAGUGAAUUUGGAUGCAAUGACAGGUCUUGGGCUUUAGAAAAUUCUGUUGAAUUUAUUCACAACAGCAUGAGCAACACCAUCUCGGGUCCUCGGUCUGCUAGAAUUGGAGUGUACCUGGAUCACAGUGCAGGUGUUCUGUCUUUCUACUGGAUCUCUAAAACCAUGACUCUCCUCCACAGAGUCCAGACCACAUUCAGUCAGCCGCUCUAUGCUGGACUCAGUGUUUAUGGUUGUGGUAAUUCUCUGAAAUUGUGUGAACUCAAAUAG
Pelmatolapia mariae (spotted tilapia) is the source of this 1431-nucleotide messenger RNA. RefSeq names its product tripartite motif-containing protein 16-like. The record is from RefSeq and is a predicted model, not a curated record. NCBI's taxonomy places the organism in Eukaryota, Metazoa, Chordata, Actinopteri, Cichliformes, Cichlidae. Gene Ontology annotation, molecular function: zinc ion binding; protein binding. Bases 1 to 1431 code for a protein of 476 amino acids. The transcript has a single exon.